AUGGAGGAGGCGGACGAGGAGCGGGAGAAGGAGCUGCUGCUGGAGCAGCAGCAGCAACAGCAGCAGCGGAUUCCGAAGGAAGGGGAGAAGCAGCAAAAGUCCUCAAAGUCUUUUUCAAAUGUCAAAAAAAAAGUUGAAAGUGGAGAAAAACAAGAAAGACAAAAGGGCUUCUUAGUUGCUGUUGAGGGAGGAGCUGCCACUCUCAAGGGCAUUAUGCAUGCGCAGGAAAGAGGACAGGUGUUUGUGUCACCUGGCGAUGAGGUCUACGCGGGGAUGCUUGUGGGACUCCACAAGAGGCCAAACGAUUUGCCGGUGAAUAUCUGCAAAGCCAAAAAGCUUACAAAUAUGAGGGCCCCCACGAAGACCAUCACAGAGGGCCUCGUGCCUCCCUUGAAAAUUAACUUAGACCUUGCGCUGGACCUCAUCGGG
Eimeria tenella is the source of this 429-nucleotide messenger RNA. RefSeq names its product GTP-binding protein TypA, putative. The annotation marks the transcript as partial. The record is from RefSeq and is a predicted model, not a curated record. NCBI's taxonomy places the organism in Eukaryota, Apicomplexa, Conoidasida, Eucoccidiorida, Eimeriidae. The transcript has 3 exons.